GCAAUACAUGCUGCAUUCCAAUGGUGACAUUGCUGUAUGUUGUGGAAAUUGCUUGACAACUGGAUGUAGUGCAAAGGGUCACUUGCGAGAAGGGAAGUUUUUCUACAAAGAUGGUAUGUCUGAUGACACUCACUGACAUGAUCAGCCAGAAAUGGAAGAAUAUAAAAUGAUAUCGCAGGUUAAGUCAUUGGUACGUGAUUUCAAAAAUAUCAAUCAACCUGUUUUGAAAAUUUGUGAAAAUGUUCAUCAAGAAAUUAUUGAUGACUGCGGACUCACUGGCGUUGAGAGAAAUGAAUUUCUUUUUAUUAUUGAUGACUGCGGACGCACUGGCAUUGAGAGAAAUGAAUUUCUUUUUGUUAGAAGUAUCCGACAGAGCCACCCGCAUGUCAGUUGCCUUUACGAGUUCGUGCAAGAUGAUUGAAUUCCGUCCACAAGUGAUUUUUGUAGUGAUACUUAUUGCGUGUGAGUUUAGCCUCUGCGCAGCAGCAGCAGAACAAGGAAGCAGUAAUUCCUCUUAUACCCCUCCGGAGGGAAAUGAAAUCAACCAAGAUGGCGUCGAGAAUACAACGAACAUUGCUGCGGAAUCCGAUUCCUUCAAGAGCCUGCGAAGAAACUUAUUUGCUGUGCUCGCGAGUUUGCCAAAGGAAGUAGCGAGUAACGAUAAUGUUGACGAACUUCUGAACUCAUUUCAAGAUCUUAUCAAGGAAUACAAGGACCGUGAGUUGGACGAGCUUCAACCUAUAGGCGAUAAAACGCGACGUGUGCCCUACGGUUCACUACACAAGCGAGCCCACGAACUUAUCGACGAUACGAAUUUGAGCCCCAACACGAGCCAAUUCGUCCAUCGAGAUAUAUUCUUCACUUUUACCAACAGUUACUCGUCCAAUGUAUGCUACGAGAAAUAUGCCAAGAAUCACACAGGUUGCCUCCGCGAAUCAGGGUUUACGGGAUGCGAAAAGAUCGUCCGUGGUGUGGAAAAGGAAGAUGAGGAGCUGAUUGUUGAUUUGCACAAUGAAUACCGAUCGAAAAUGGCCAAGGGAGAGGUUGUAAUCAAUGGCACUAGACUGCGACCUGCUGCGGCGAUGGCGAAAAUGGUAUGGGAUCGAGAACUUGCUUCUUUGGCGCAGGCGUGGGCCGACCAGUGCAAUUUCACUACGGAUUGUAUCGAGUGUAGAAGAACGGAUCGCCUCCGCUUCGUUGGACAAAAUGUGGUGCGGUUCAAAGGUUUGAAGUCGGCGCACUAUCGUUAUGAUUGGAGAAUGGCUAUUGGUGCUUGGGCAGAUACGAUGAAUGCACUGCCUGUUGACACUGAUGUGCUUAGCAAUUACGAACAUGACAACAAGUGGGCUUCUUACACGCAAAUGAUUUGGGAUUACACGUAUCUAGUUGGCUGCGGGUUCUCCUAUUACGAGGACAAGGAAUUCGGCGGAUUCACACAGUUCUAUGUUUGCAACUACGGGCCGGCUGGAAACGUCGUCGGAGGACAGGUUUACGAAUCUGGACCUGGCUGUUCGAAUUGCCCGCCGUCGCACAAAUGUGUUCUUGAAACCGAGUUGUGCUCUUACGAUGAAGAGGACAGUCCGGAAGGUUUCCAAGGCAGUUCUUUAUUCUCCUUCCCAGAUGAUGGAAGUCAUUUUGAAGUACAGCUUCUAGACAAGCACAAGCCUAUUUACUCUGAGAAGGCCAACAGGUAGGGGUUUGUUCACGUUCGCUGACACAUGUGUUGUGUUUAAAUUGUGAUGAUGGGUUCAUUGAAAUACAUUCCAUUAUUGUGACUGUUUCA
Notodromas monacha is the source of this 1783-nucleotide messenger RNA. The record is from the annotation of a GenBank genome assembly. NCBI's taxonomy places the organism in Eukaryota, Metazoa, Arthropoda, Ostracoda, Podocopida, Cyprididae.